Adineta ricciae is the source of this 3925-nucleotide messenger RNA. NCBI's taxonomy places the organism in Eukaryota, Metazoa, Rotifera, Eurotatoria, Adinetida, Adinetidae. The record is from the annotation of a GenBank genome assembly.
AUGACCGCUGCUGGUGCUUUCGAUUGCUUACACGAUAUAGUAGUGAGAAAACUUGCACCAAGUCUUUUUGAACCAAACACACGAAUUUCCACAAUACGCUUUUGUCGUCAAUCAACACUUAAUCCGUCAUCCCAACAGAGAAUCAACAUCACUCAUGGUACUCCUAUUACAUUUCAUCGUCUACGAUCAUUGAACGUCACAGCCGAACAACUUUUCAGUUGGAAUGCACCAAUGGAUACUAUCGAAGACUAUCAAUCAGGUGUUGAAGUAGGAUUAUUUGUGAACUGUUCUCAAGAUGACAAGUAUUGGUUUGGACCAAAUUGUGAAUACACAUUUGAUUCAUCGAGUUAUUUUCCUGAUAUUGUCGAUGAUCAAUUUAAUGCAAAGAAAGGUAUUCCUGAUGAUCUUUUAAUAACGGAUAAUAGUAUCUGUUUGGAAACGGGUGGUGUCGAAUGUCAGUCGGUGCUGUGUCUGGAUUGGCGAGAAAUAUGUGACGGCAAGAUCGAUUGCACGAAUGGAGCCGACGAAGAAUAUUGUCAUAGACUUGAAAUGAAUGAAUGUAAUCCAUCAAAUGAAUAUCGUUGUCUGAAUGGACAAUGCAUUGAUAAACUUUUAUAUUGGGAUUCGUAUCCUGACUGCAUGGACUCCACUGAUGAGACUGUUAUACAUAACAACUUUUGUUUCCAGAAUUUUGAUUUCAGAUGUCACGAUAAAUUAUGUCCUUCUAUAUGGUUUUCAUGUGGUGAUGGUGAUUGUCACUAUGCUCCAACUAUCAAUUCACCAGAAUCAUCCUGCAACUCACACCGAGAUCUUCUCUAUUACAAACAGGCACAUCCAUCUACAAUCAUCUUAUUUUCACAUAUAUUCAUCACUUAUCACAAUCUCACACCCAUUUCGAUUUGUUUCAACAAAACAUUGUGUCCCUAUUUGUCAAAUGAUGAAACUAUGACAACAACUGAUAAGAAUGGUUUAUCUUGUCGAGCUUUUGACACAUUUGGUCGUAAUGCUACGUAUAUUGACUUUUCUUCUAUGAUUAGAGAUCUGAAACAUUUGGUACUUUCAUGUUCGUUGUUACCUAGAACUGAUGUUACGGAUAAUUGUACAUUAUUCCAAUGUAAUGAUGGAAGUAAAUGUUUGUCGAAGUAUCGAUUAUCAGAUGGUGAAAACGAUUGUUCCGAUGGUGAGGAUGAACAUCAAUCGAACACAUGUGAUCUCAAUCAUCACUAUCGAUUUAAAUGUGAUAAUCACAUCAAAUGUAUCCAUCCAUCUUUGAUACGUAAUUACGAGGACGAUUGCGGUGAUGGAAGUGAUGAAGAGUAUUCGUAUGCUUCACUUUGUGAAGAUCUAAAUACAGAACAAUGUUAUGCUCAUCGUCGUCAAGCACAUCAGUUUAACAUGACAUUUAGUCAACUCUGUAAUUAUAUUCUUGAACGCAUUCCAGAUGCGAAUAAUGACACAGAUGAAUCUAAUUGUCCCAUGUCACAAUGGAACUGUUUCACUCAAUAUACAAGAUGUAAUGAAGUCUGGAAUUGUCCUGAUGGUCGUGAUGAACUUAACUGUCAUUGGUCUCUUCUUUCUUUACGUUUCUGUGAUUCAGUCAGUCAUUUCUGUUUAAAUAUUCGAGAUGGAAAUCAAACAUGUUUAUCUAAAGAACAGGCUGGUGAUGAUGUUGUUGAUUGUGUUGGUUCAACAGAUGAAAGAGAAUAUUGUCGUGUUCAUUAUCCCUAUGAGUUUAAACGUCGUUAUCGUUGUCAAAAUUCGACGAAAUGUAUUCUGAUUAGUGAAAUAUGCGAUUGUCAUCAAGAUUGUCCUUGGAAUGACGAUGAAACGAUCGCAUGUCAUUGGCUCAAUAAUGGAAAAGAAACGAAUUGUGAUCCUCAUCGAUUUCGAUGUCGUGAUGGCGAAUAUUCAUCAACAGUUACGUUUAGAUCACGAUGCGUUCAAAGUCCUUCGGCGUGUGAUGAUGAAGAACAUCUUAUCUUCUGUGAUUUGAAUGAUCGAUCAACCGGUCGACCAUUCCAGACGUAUGACAUUCCAGAAGUUCCAAAGUCUAAAAUCAAUCAACUGGUUCGAAGUUCAACAAAAGAAAACGAUAUUAUUCAUUGGUAUUGUAAUCGUGGAAUCUAUGUGUAUUCACUAUCAAGUCCUCUCGGUUUCUAUUGUAUGUGUACAGAAUCUUAUUAUGGUCAUCGAUGUCAAUUUCAACGCAAACGAAUUUCUCUCAUUCUUCAGUUACAAACCACCAGUUCAUUCAACGUUGUUCUUUCAUCCUUCAAAAUUGUUCUUCUCCUCGUACGAAAUGAUACUUCAAAUACGAUUGUCUCACAUGAUCAACUAGUAUUUACACCACAUCGACAUUGUCUACCGAAAUAUUUCAUCCAUCUAUAUUAUCCAACAAAUCAAUCUUUGAUUCCAUCAACUAAUUAUUCACUUCACAUUUACGUGUUUGUUGCUAAAACAUUAGAACUUCGAAGUUCAUGGAUAUUUCCUGUUCCAUUUGAGUUUUUACCUGUCAAUCGCAUAGCAAAACGAUUGCUCAUACCUGAUGAGAGUCUCACCAUACAAACAAUACAAUUUAAUACAACAAAUUGUAGAUCAUGUUCUAACAUAUCUCGUUGUAUUGGAUAUGAUAGUGAUCUUUGUGAAGAUAUCUGUGUAUGUCCACCUCAUUUGAGUGGUCGUCGAUGUUUCGUUCCAUUUGAUCCGUGUGUUAAUCAGAACUGCAGUGGACAUGGAGAAUGUUUACCAGUUGACUCACGUCUCUAUGAAACUGAUCAAUUUAUUUGUGUUUGUGAAAAAGAAUGGUUUGGGAAUGAAUGUGAAGAAUCAAAAGCUCGAAUUCAUGUGACAUUUGCUUCGAAUAUUCCCAAACCAUCGUCAAAUAUUGUAUUCCUCCAUGCGUUCGAUGUGAAUGAACACUUUGAACCAAUACAUUUAGCGUAUUUUCAGCGUCUUCGUUCAAACAUAUCAAAUUAUACUUUUCAUUUGGAUAACAACUAUUUACAUAAUUUAAUUUUCAUCCAGCUGUAUGAGCAUAGCCAUCAGUAUGAAUAUUAUCUUCUACUAUCUCGAAAAAUGAAUAGUGAUGUAUUAAAAGAGAUCAAUAGUGAAGUGACUUCAUCUCAUCGAUGUCGAUCAAUCAAUGAACUAUUACAUCCAGAUAUUAUUCGUCUGCCACGAUUACGUCGUGUCAAAUAUUAUCAACAAAUAUGUCGAAAUAAGGAGAAGUUCAUGUGUUUCUAUGAUGAUAAACUCAUGUGUUUGUGUGAUGAACGAAAUCAGAGCGAUUGUUUCAAUUUUGAACCUACAUCAUAUGGAUGUCUUGAAAAUCGAUGUAGUGGUCGAGGAAUGUGUGUUCAAGAUCAUAAUCUUUGUCCACGACAAUCGUUGUGUCUUUGUGAACCUUGUUCUUAUGGAGAGAAAUGUCAAUUUUCUCGAUCUGGUUAUUCUCUUUCAUUAGAUGCUAUUAUUGGAUCACAUAUUCGAUUAGCAACAUCGAAGACAAUCAUUUGGAUUAGUGUGCUUUUGAUCUGUUUAUUCGUUAUUAUUGGAAUAAUAAUGAAUAUGUUAGGAAUUGGAACAUUUCAUCGACGAACAACACAAAAUGCUGGUUCUGGUGUUUAUUUGUUAAUUUCAUCAUAUUUUGGAUUAAUGACGAGUCUUUCAUUGUCUGUGAAGUUAAUUUUCUUAUUUAUCAAUAAUCAAGGAAAUGUAUCAUGUGCAUUGAUUGAAUUUAUAAUUAAAUGGUCAUUAACAAGUUGUGAAUGUUUAAAUGCAUGUGUAGCCAUUGAACGAACAUUAGCGGUGAAUCUUCGUACUAAAUUCUCACGAAUCAAAAGUAAAAGAGUCGCUAAAUGGAUUUCGAUUGUUGUGCCUAUGAUUGUCAGUGUUAUCUGUUCACCUGAAUUGAUCUAUCGUCGAAUGA